Molecule: messenger RNA, 2912 nt
Organism: Phyllopteryx taeniolatus (common seadragon)
Lineage: Eukaryota; Metazoa; Chordata; Actinopteri; Syngnathiformes; Syngnathidae
Gene: inavaa
Product: innate immunity activator a
Exons: 10
Coding region: 450-2045 (531 amino acids)
Biological process (GO): positive regulation of protein ubiquitination; adherens junction maintenance
Source: RefSeq, a predicted model, not a curated record
UUGUUGAUCCUCCAAACUAAAGCUAAGCUAAAAAAGCAAAGCGUCACCUCAACAAGUCGCGUGCUGAGUUGAGCGUGUCCGAAGUCAUCAGUCAGACCGAACCAUUCAUACAAAACAAAGAGGGGUGGAGGCACUCUCGAUAAAGUCAUUACUCUCGCCGUUCUAUAGUAAACACGAGGGGAAAUACAUUGUUUUAGACUAUUAUUAUUUUCCAAUAUACAGGAUCGGCUAAACGGGACGGUAACUGAGUUUAAUGGGCUAGUUGGAUCAAACUAAAGCGCUCCUCCCCCUCCAAGGAGAAAUUUGGAGUGGACCGGAGCAGAUCUCCUAAGCUGCUCUGCUCUCACAUUUGACCGCUGGCCCUUUGGAGAAACUUCAAUACAGCCUGCUCGUUUACCAGCAAUGAGCGCGUGAAGAAGAGGAGCACAAACUAAAGUUGCUGAGUCAAGAUGACGGCCAUUGAGAGCAAAGAGGAGAUCAGUGACACUGACAGCGGGAUCAUCUUGCACUCUGGUCCAGAAAGCCCCACGUCGCCUGUCAAGGACCCAAGCACGCACACCAGAGCCCUCAAACUCAAGCACCAGUCUCUGGAGGGCCGUCUGGAGCUCUGCUUGCUGGAGCUCAGGAAGCUGUGCGUUCGAGAGGCUGAGCUCACUGGUAAAUUACCCUCAGACUAUCCACUCAUGCCCGAUGAGAACCCGCCGCAGGUCAGAAGGAGGAUCGGUGCUUCCUUCAAGCUGGAUGAAGGUCUCAUCUAUCUGGAGAAAGAGGACUCCGAGUUGCACGGCCUUGAGACCGAGCUGGCUCUCCAGCGGCAGAUCUACGAGGCUGCGCGCAAACUCUCGCUGGAGGAGAAGCUCAGCAAGCCUCAGAAGAAGAGCCGCGUGCAGCAGUGCAAGCGGCAGGAGAAGAAGGUGCGCGACCUGCAGGAGGCCGUGUUCCAGUGUAGGAUCCGGAGCGAGUGCAGCUCUCCUUGCAUUGGCGACACUACGACAAAAAGCAAAGAUCUGAACAUGUCUGAUGAUAGCUCGCUGUCUGAUGUGGUAGCCCUGGAUGAGGAUGUGGACUCCCUUGGCCCUGUCUCUGCUCCAGUGCCCAACUUGCAGACGUCCAUAGUAAACCACGAGCGCUCUCCGAUCCAGAAUUCUCCCUGGAAGGAGUCCAGUCUGGACCAGCCUUAUCACAAGGCUGCAAAACCUCUACCUGUUGGCAGCAGCAGCUCGGGUAGUACAGCAGACACCAAUAGAAUUCCUCUCUCUCAGUUCAUAAAGAACUCUGCGCUACGGCCCAGUCACUCCGCCAGCGCCCCAUCCACACCAGAGCUGCACCUGCGUCGACAGUACUCCCAGUCCUUCAGAUAUCCCAAGACUAGGCAGUGCACUGACAAAGAGUGCCUCAGCUCAGAGUCCCUCAGAGCGCAAACCCGCCUGCCGCAGCGGCGCCGUGCCACCGACAUCGUGGUGCUCUCCCCAGAAUCCUCCCCCCUGCGGCCGUACCAGUCCAGCUCAGACGACAGCAGCUCCGAGCACUCCGCCUCCCCCUAUGUGCCAGGCCAGGACACGCCCACAGAGAUCCCCAAGCUCUGCCCUCCACCAUACGGCUUCCACUUGGCAGCGCCCAAGAAGGGGCUGCCGGGUUUGAACACACAGCCCCUCUCCCCUCAGGACAAGCGCUUGGUGGGCCGGUGCAGCCCUCAGCAAAGACCUUGGCAGGACGGGUCGGCGUCUGCCAGGAGGACACCCAAGCUCCCGCCCCCUUACACCAGGGUUCUGCGUACGCCCUCGCUGAAAGAGUACACCAACCAGGCCGUCCGCAUGAUGCCCAGGGAGGUUGUGUCGGAGGAGCUCAAGUCCUGGCACCAGCGCAGUCAGAGUGUGCCGGGCUGUGCGGAGCUGCAGAGCCCCCUGGGAGUCAAGAGUCCCACUUUACUGCACAUGCCUCCAUUUAAUAAGGGUUCAGGUAAUUUGGUUCUCCAGAGAGCUGCAGACGGGACGCCAGUCCAGUGGUUUGUUGCAGAGGACCAUGAAAUUGUGAGCCAGGUGUAGCUCACCGUUGGAAUAAUUUGUUUUAGUCUUUGUAUGAUCUAUGCUGCCCUUUUCUAUCGUUUGUAUUUAAGGCUGUAUUUAUUUAAGUAUUUGGAUUCUUGAGAUUAUAUGCAGAAAAUGUGCACCCACAGAUGAGCAUACUUCCCCUUCGUCUAUAAUUUAGAACUUAAUGUAUGAAGUAUUUAUUUUCAAAUGCUUUUUAGUGGUGAGCACAUCUGCCUCACAGUUCUGAGGACCUGGGUUCAAAUCCGGCCUCGCCUGUGUGGAGUGUGCAUGUUCUCCCCGUGCCUGCGUUUUCUCCCACAUCCCAAAAACAUGCAUGAUAGGUUAGUUGAAAACACUUUCCCGUAGAUGUGAAUGUGAGUGCAAAUGGUUGUUUGUUUAUAUGUGUCCGGCGAUUGGCUGGCGACCAGUUCAGGGUGUACCCCGCUUCUCGCCCGAAGAUAGCUGGGAUAGGCUCCAGCACACCCACGACCCUGGUGAGGAUAAGCGGUACAGAAGAUGGAUGGAUGGAUGCAUGGAUGGAUGGAUGCUUUUUUAGUAGAUGCUUCUCCAAUUUGCAGCUCAAUGUUUUAUGCAGAACUCAUUUUGCACAUAGAAAUUCACUCAGCAUUCCUAAUAUAAUUUAUUUAUCAACUAUUGGAAGGUUGCUGCUCGUAACAUAGACUACUAAAGGUUUGAUGUAAACGCAUUGCUUGUGUGUAAAAUAUCGUUAAAAUUUAACAUGGAAUAUGUUGCAUUGAAAGAUGAAUUAUUGCUCACUGACGCCUUUAACGGUGUUUUGAUGACUGUUGUUCUUGCAGAAUGUUGUUACUAACCAGGUGAUUGUAUUUUUUCUAUAUUUAUAGUAAAGCAUGUACAAUUGAA